Labrus bergylta (ballan wrasse) is the source of this 5604-nucleotide messenger RNA. RefSeq names its product chitin synthase 1 (gene chs1). The record is from RefSeq and is a predicted model, not a curated record. Gene Ontology annotation, cellular component: cell periphery; cell septum. Lineage: Eukaryota; Metazoa; Chordata; Actinopteri; Labriformes; Labridae. Gene Ontology annotation, molecular function: chitin synthase activity.
GAGCCUGACUGUUAUGGUUUUCUAUUUCAUAAAUUGGAGAUAACAGAUUAACAGAAGAAGUUACCUGACUCACUGACUGACGGACUGACGAUCGACUCUGCUUUCUCACUUUUUCACUUUUAAAAAAGUCCAUGGAUAGAUGAGUUUGGAUUUCACGUUACUUUAUUUUACUCGGAAAGACUUCAAUCUCAUUCCUGUGAGGAAAAUUAAGUGUGCUGAUUUUUGAGUUUGGAGGAAAAAUUGCAACUUGGGAGCGGCCUGACGGUGGAGGAGGGGGAACAAAGCAGCCUUAGGUGGUGUUGGAUACAUGAAAAGAAAGAUCUGAUCCACAGAGAAAAUCAAGAUAUCAAGAUUCUACACAGGCCACCAGAAGCGGUGGAGUAGACAAGGAGGAUGGAGGAACUGAAAUACAGAGGGAAGAAGAUUGAAUCGAGACACCGGGAUACAUGGGACCCGUUCCAGCUGAACCCAGUAGGAUCGGAGAAGGAACAAAAGAGAAUAUGUUUCCAACUGGCCCAGUACCUGAUGGCUGUUGUUGUGGGGCUAGCUGUCCUGACCAGUGCCGUCGUUGCAAAGGGCUCUCUCUUGGUGUUGUCAACAUUGUCCAGUUCGCACUCAUUGCGCAAAGAUAAGGACAAACAGUUCUACAUGCUGAUGUUGGUUUUCUGCCUGGUCUGCCCCAACUUCCUGGUGUUUCUGAAAUCCCUGUGGAAGUGUGCCUUCAAGAGCUUCGUGCAGCCCAACAUAAGGACCAUGUCUUUUGUUUGUGCCAUCGAGUGUUUGGUGUCUCUUGGCACUUCAGUCCUGGUGCUCGUGGUUAUGCCUCAGUUUGAUGUGUUGACUAACCUCUUCAUCAGCGGAGGAGUCUGUAUCAUGUCUGCUGUUCUGCAGAUCAUAUUUAGACUACAGAGAGAAAAAUGGAAAAUCCUAUUCCCAGUCUGCUCCCUCAUUCUUACAGUUGCAGGUUACUGCCUCCUCAUACUUGACUACUAUGUCCGUGUGACAUCAUAUGUGGACAGACAGAGCGAGGACUGCUACAUCUACAUUGCAGUUGGAAUUUUUGCUUCGCUCCUCGUCUCCCUCUGCUGGUGGGAAAACCCACUGCAAGCCACUAACAGCAUGCAGGAAAAGUUGUCAGAACUGGACGGCUUCAGGGACUUUGUGUUCGUCAUCAGCAGUAUCUUGAGGAUAAUAGUGAUAGGAGGCGUAUACCUGUUGUACCAUGUGCUAAUUGAGAAAUCUAUAAUCUGGAAGGACUUUAACCUGGGGAGUGAUGACUGUGAAAUACUGAAAAUAGGACUGGGGCUGUUUUUCUUACAGGCCUUCUGCUCUGCAGCCUGUCACUGGUUCGGUGUGGUGGCCUGUAAGAUCCACGCCGUCAAGAUGAGUUUUGCACUGCCCGUGUGUUGCACUGGACCUGCAGUGCUUCUGUUGGGACUGAUACUUCUCAUAACAGAGGCAAAACAACUGGAUGGAGCUGACCACGGGAACAUAACAGAGUUUUGUGAAAGCUUGGUGUUCUUGAGGAAUAAGAACUCAACCCCUGUGGUUUUACUGGAAAUCACAAGAAGCAUUUGUCGCACUUCCCUGAACAGCUACUACCUGCAAUGGCCUUUUUCAAUGCUGGCACUGGAGGGGGUGUGUAUCUGGUCGGGCUUCGUCACAUGCACCUACUAUGUUUGGAAGAUGGAGGUCCAGCGUAUAGAGAGAACUUCUCAGCUCUUUGUUCGACGCCUUUAUGAAUCUGCAUUCAUUGACCAGUCUCUGCUGCUAAACACCAAGAUGAAGGUGCCACGAGCCAAAAACCAAGAGAGCCAUGAUGACUUACAGAGCUGUGUGAUCUACCUCUGUGCCACAAUGUGGCAUGAGACCUACGAUGAAAUGCUGAAGAUUCUCACUUCCAUGUUCAGGUUUGACCGUUAUCGAGGCGAUCCGAAGGAGGAGCAUAAUGACAUGUUUGACUUUGAGUGUCACAUUUACGUAGACGACGCCUUCAUGACUGACGAGAAGACAGGACAGAGACUGGUUAAUUCUUAUGUUGAGGACCUGGUUCAAGUUGUCAUAGAGGUUUACAGGGUAUUUACCAACAAAGAACCAGAUGAUGUGUCCAUCAUUCAGGCUCCAUAUGGUGGCAGGUUGAUGUUUGUUAUGCCAGAAGGCAACAUGCUUUAUGUUCAUCUGAAAGACAAACAGCUCAUCAGGAACAAGAAGAGAUGGUCUCAGAUCAUGUAUCUGUAUUAUUUACUGGGCUGGAAGGGCUACAUCACCAAGAACCCUCAGAAGAUCCAACGGCAGAAUAAUCCCUGCAGAGCCAGUUUGUUCUCUUUGGAUGGUGAGAGUUAUCUAUUGCCUCAACAAGAAACUGACAACAAAAGAAAGUUCAUCGCAGACGACCACACAUACCUCCUGGCUCUGGACGGAGACACUGAUUUCCAACCCAAAGCUGUGAUUCUGCUUGUAGACAGGUUGAGGAUGUAUGAAAACGUUGGUGCAGCAUGUGGUAGAAUCCAUCCUACUGGAAUGGGUCCCAUGGUGUGGUACCAGAAGUUUGAGUAUGCAGUAGGCCACUGGCUCCAGAAGACAGCUGAGCAUGUGUUCGGCUCGGUACUGUGCAGUCCAGGAUGUUUCAGUUUGUUUCGAGGGUCUUCCUUGAUGGAUGACAAUGUGCUAAAGAGAUACACAACAACUGCAACCAGAGGUUCAGAAUAUGUGCAGUAUGACCAAGGGGAGGAUCGUUGGUUGUGUACUCUGUUACUGCAGCAAGGAUGGCGUGUGGAAUAUAAUGCGGCAUCAGAUGCGUACACAAACUCUCCACAGGAAUUCAAAGAGUUUUAUAACCAGAGGAGACGAUGGGGGCCUUCUACACUGGCUAAUACACUGGAUCUUCUACAUAGUGGUGGAGAGACAGUCAAGAGAAACACCUCCAUCUCUGGGCUUUACAUCUUCUACCAGAUGUUUGCUGUCGGUUCCUCCAUCCUUGGUCCGGCCUCUGUGACUCUGAUGAUAGCAGGUGCUUUCCAAUUCAUCUUCAAACUCGCUGGUACACUUUCCAUCAUCAUCGCAAGCAUUCCUCCAGUGUUCUACAUCAUCGUGUGUUUUGUAGCCAAGCCUAAUAACCAAAUCACCAUCGCCGCCGUCAUGAGCGUCCUGUAUGCGUUUCUCAUGACUGCAUCCUUUUUCUCCAUCAUUGGUGACAUGGUGGUUCAGGAGACCUUCCUGACCCCCACUGGCUUGUUUUUGGUUUCCAUGGCAAUCAUGUACUUGUUGACAGCUAUGCUACACCCAGAGGAGUUUGGGAUGAUCAUCUAUGGUCUGAUGUAUUUCAUCUGCAUCCCCAGUGGAUACCUGCUCCUGACCAUCUACUCUCUGGUUAACAUGCACAUUGUGACUUGGGGCACAAGAGAAUCCAACAAGGGAGGAGGAGAAGCUAAGAAGAAACACAACGUUCUGUGUGACAGAAACUGUCGACUCUGCUGUUGGGACAUGAAGAUACAGAUUACGCAGGAAUCGGAGAAUCUGAUGUUUCAACAGAUCACAGGCCAGACUUCACAGCAGGCCCCACCUCUCCCGGUCACCAGCGCAGAAGUAACUCAUCCAGCAGAAGUAAAGAUUGCGCUUCAAGCCAUAGUGGACAAACGCAAAGAGGAUUCUUUGGUUGUGGAACAGGCUAAGAAAAAGUACAGGAAGGAGGGAGAAGGCAGUAAUGCUUCCUCUAGUAACAGUGAUGACACUGUCGAAAAACGGAGCCUAUCAGAGAGUUCAUUUGACGAAGAUGACGAGGAUGACGACUUUAUGAUCGAUAACAUCGAGGAUACAGUGGAGCUUCCUGUCAGCGACUGGGUGCAUCCUGUGAAAGAAGUGUUUUUAAAGAAGCUGACUUAUGCCAACAUGAAGAGAAAUCUUCAAGCACAAAUAAGAUACACACUCCGCAACAAGAAUCAGGACGACGUGUGUGAGGAUUUGGUCUUGAUGUUAACGGACACUCUUAACAGAGAGCUGAUUGGAGUGGGACCUGAAGAUAUUCUGUCAGAUAUCCAGCUGGAGGAGAUACGUUAUGCAUUGACAAAGCAGGCACGACAAUUCCUUAAGACCAGUCAAAUGAUGACUUUAGAAAAGAGAGUGAAGAGAGCCAUCGAGAAAACACUCACCGCCCCACAAGUGCAAAGACUAGAAGAGGGUGAGCAAGACUUCUGGGAAAAGUUAAUCGAGCGCUAUUUGAAGCCCAUCACUGACACUAAAGCACAUCUAGACGAAGUCACCAAAGAACUGAAGUCCCUUCGAAACAAGGCAGUCUUUCUGUAUUUCAUCAUCAACUUGCUGUGGGUGGUAGCCACCUUCUUCCUGCAGGCCAUAGGAACGGAUGUCCUCAGCAUCGAGAUCCCUAAAGUGUAUCCUAAUGGAUCUACUGCUGGAGAGCCUCUUAGGGUGGAGCCUCUCAGUUUGAUGUUCCUGUUGUCUUUUGCUGUUCUACUCAUUAUCCAGUUUCUCGCCAUGUUAUAUCACAGGGUCUACACUCUGAUCCACGUGGUGUCUUAUCGCAGCACAGAGAAGGACUACAGACAGAAAGACAAGGAGGAGGACGAAAAUGAUGAUGGCGUGGAGAUCAUUUCCAAUGGACUUGCCAUAACCGGAGAUGACUUGUAGUCAGUGACAACAGACUACAUCCAAUGAUAACAAAUGACCAGUGUCAACAAGCCAGCAGAUCUGUUAUCACCAAGGAGCUGAUAAUCAAAUACUUUAGACCCUAUAACAAUAUCAGCAUGUAGGGUACCCUGAUUGUAUAAACUGGUGAAUUAGAAAUCAUUCAUCAGCUACUCCGACUCCUUCAAAGUUAGAGUUGAAUAAGAUACAGUAACUAAGCAAAAUGGGAAUUUUUAAGAUAUCAGUAAUUUUGUCUACAGUUUUUAAAAAGUUAUUAUUUAGACGUUAGCUCAUGUUUUAUGAACUAGGAUGCAUUAGAUAAUUAGAAUUUUAUUUAUCCUAUUUGAAUGUGGUUGAAACCUCCAAGUCCAAGACUACAUAAACAUCCAUGACGUCAAAAUAUAUUGGGUGCAUUUAUGCUGAACAGAGAGCACAUACCAUUGUCCAACAAUUUACAGAUAAAAAUGUCUUCGUAUUAAGCGUACUUUACAAAUGUAUCUAAAAGUUUACAGAACAAUAGACUAGUUUUUCAUGUAUGUUUUUAAGAAUAAGAUAAAUUAGCUGGAUGAAGAUGAAAGUAUAUCAAUUUUAAAUGUCCAGGAAAAUGGAGUUUCUUGUUAAUGCAGGUUUUUUUUUUUUUUUUAAGUGAAAACAAAUAAUCAACUUCUUGAACUGUUUCUCCUUUAAACUGUGCUGGUUCCUCAUAGAUUUUAAAAUACAAUAUUUGCACAUAAAUCGUUGUGAGGAAUACCUUUAGAUUUCAAUGUCAAGCCUCAUAUAUUCGUACCCUGAAAAGUUUCUGGUUUAAUGCGCAUAAGAUUUGACACUUAGCUUUGUGUUCUCAUGGUGUCAGUAUCAUUAUGUUUACCAAUUUAACAACACACUUUACAGAAUCUUCUUGAAAAGAUUUCAAUCAAAUGUAAACUACUGAACUGAUUAAAAUCAUAGACUGUACAUCCAAAA